GUGCAAUUCAGACGUUUAUCGGGAAUGCAUGUCAACCCAACUCCAGCCGAUGCGCCAGUACCGCCAGACCUACGUAUCUUCAGGCCAGCUCCAGCUCUGCGCAGAUAUUGGAUUCCGCCACGGGCAUGAUCACAAGAUUAGCUGCUAGGCUCCCGUGUUCCGUACAUGCGUCGAAUACUUAUGUAUAUGCUAGAAAUGACCACUACCGAGCUGUGUCCCAGCCAUGGCGGUCACUCUGUCCUACCCUGUCCUCAGUGCUAUCUGCCUGCUGUCACUUAUUCCCAUCGCGCUUCAUAGAUGGGUCAGUUCCCGAAAGGCAGCUGGUGAUUCCACCGAAGAGGCAACUGGCAAGCGGCUAAAUGAGAAGACUCGUCGUCUACCGGAUCCUGAACCUCUCAAUAACCUUGACCUCAAGACGGCACAGAUUCGCAACCAUAUCUAUGCCAACAAGACUCUGAGGCACCCUUACUUCCAGACUAUGGCUCACCAGCCUAUGAACAUCAACCACUGGAUUGAGAUUGACAAGGAUAUAGGCUGGUAUAUCGAUGAGAAGACGCGAGUGAUCAAAGAGCAAGGAAAGACUGUCGUCGAUUCGCUUCCGGAAAACGACGAUGCAUGUGCGGAGUUGCUCGAGAUUCUCGUGGAUUACCUUCCCAAGAGAUAUCCAACCCUCUUUGAGCACAUUGGCGUAAACGGCAUCUGGAACAAGAUUACUGGUGAACGAUUUCAUGACCUGACUGGCAAGAGCGGCGUGGAUGCCCUCGUGGUUAUCUCGAGGCUGGUUCAAGAUGAUUUUCUGAUGGGCCGUGAACGCGAGGACGGGCACGUGUAUUUCGUUGGCGGCCUCGUUGCAUUUCCAGGAUUUUACCUGCUCUCAAAUUACAUCGACAAACCGCUGGAAGAAAUCCACCGCCAUAUCCCUUACUUCAAUGAAAAAAUCCUCAAGAGCGUCGAGCGCACUCUCAAGCGCUUUGGGCCUCACGAGCCAUUCGAGAGGACGAGCUGGGGUGUGGUGGACGACCGCAAUCUCUUCUACAAGAUGAUCGCAGAACAGGCUCUACCAAAUGGUUUACGACCUGAGGAUCUGUGGCUUCGCAUGGAUCACCAAACCUUCCGCAAGCUCCCUCGGUCGGGCGGCAUCGCAUUCGGAGUUCACGUUGUUUUGAAGCGGCUUGAGGACCUUGCAGAGAGUCCCGUCGUCCCUGCAUUGCUCGCCAAAAUCCAUCUCGAAGCUGACAAGGAGUUGAUGCAUCAUAAAUUUGAUGGUAUAUAUCGCGACCGGAUGAUGCCCUACCUCCAGGAACUCACCAAACGCCAGUUAGAGCAAGGCCUAAUCACGUGCGUUGGGAUCCGUUUUCAAACUCUGUUCUCUUUUGACGCUUGA
Messenger RNA from Heterobasidion irregulare TC 32-1, 1384 nucleotides. RefSeq lists its product as uncharacterized. The coding region runs from base 224 to 1384 and encodes 386 amino acids. The transcript is spliced from 10 exons. The record is from RefSeq and is a predicted model, not a curated record. Lineage: Eukaryota; Fungi; Basidiomycota; Agaricomycetes; Russulales; Bondarzewiaceae.